Portunus trituberculatus (swimming crab) is the source of this 1089-nucleotide messenger RNA. RefSeq names its product translation initiation factor IF-2-like. NCBI's taxonomy places the organism in Eukaryota, Metazoa, Arthropoda, Malacostraca, Decapoda, Portunidae. The record is from RefSeq and is a predicted model, not a curated record. Bases 1 to 1089 code for a protein of 362 amino acids. The transcript has a single exon.
AUGGUCAUCGUUCAUGGCGUGUCUACUGCCAUCAAUGUUGACCUACUCUCCAGGCCAGAGGCCUUCCUUUGGCUCAAGAGGCGCGUCGUCGCAGGUGAACCACGCCCUCAGCUCCUUGGUCUCGUUGAAGGGGCCGUGGCCAGCUCGGUGCACCUCCACGGCCUGGGCCGUUUCUGCGUGGGCCUGUACAUCCCUGAGCCUGACCUGUGCGGCCACUGCUGUCGGUUCGGGCAUCAGAGCUGGAAGUGCAAGUUGGCGCCGCGCUGCAGGUACUGUUCUGAGAGGGUCAUCCUUCCUCCCGCUGCCUGGAGAAGAUACGUGCUGGCACCAGAGUCGUCCUGCUGUGCUUCAACUGGGGGGACGACCACAACGCCUCUUCGCGCCGCUGCCCUGUUCGGCCCAGGCCCGUCAGGGAGCCACAGAUCCCGGGCACCACUGUCGGCCCCUCCAGGGUGGUUUUUCCGGCCCGCCCCAGCUUCGCAACACAAUGCUUGGGCAAAUGGCACCCUGUCCUGGUACGACUUCCCUGCUCUGCCUCUGCCAGCCGCCCAGCCAUCAGCAUUUCCGCCCCUGCCUGGCGCAGCUGCCCCAGCCCAGUCUGGGAUGGCUCACCCUCCCGUCCCUGCCACACGGCCAUCUGUCCCUGUGCCACCUAGGACUGCCCCUUACUAUGCUGUUGUGGUAGGGGCUGAGGGUGCAGCCCCCGCAUCGCAGGCUGCUGGCGUGCCUGCGAUUCUCCAGGACGUGGUGCAGCUCCUGCUGGAAAUCCGGGCCGAGGUCAGGGACUUGCGUGUGAGGGUCACUGCCUUGGAGCGACAGCGGGACGCAGCGAGCCCUCCGCCCCAACCAAUGCCCGGCCCUGUCCAGCCAGUGUCCCAACCUGCCCGCAAGAACCAGCCCCAGAGUGUGCCGGCCAGUCCCCGGCCCCAACCAGUGUUUGCUAGGGUCCAGCCUGCCCCAGAUAACAAGCUCCAGAGUGCGCCAGCCAGCCCGCGGCCCCAGCCAGUGUCUGUCCCGGUACAUCCUUUGCCCCAGUCUGCCCCUGAUACCCAGCCCCAGGGUGUGCCGGCUAGUUCUCGGCCCCGGUGA